AGGGCUUUUCUGUGUUCCAGGUCUGCAAUGCAUGUAACAUUGACCUUGACGUAAAGAACCUGGCUAGGCUCUGUGAAUUGGUGUCCUCACAGGCAUUAGAAGGCAAACACGUGGAUGACAUGAAGGCAGCCUUUGCAACUCCAGCAUAUUUGGUCUGUGGUCUGAUGAAUCACUGUGCGAAGAGGAUGGUGUCAGAGGUGGUGCUGCUGGUCCCAUUGCUGCACACCCUCAGGCAGCCAGGAGCAGACUCACACAGGCUUGGGCCCGCUGUGGAAGAGAGCAGCUGGGCUGGGUUGGAAUGUGUAGUGUACAGUUCCUUUAGAGAUCGACUCAGAAGCUUCCCUGACAAGAGAAGGAUAAUGAUGGAGUUGUUGGGCUAUCACAAGUCAUUGGUCCAGGAGAGGCCUCACAUUUUAAUCAGCUGGCUGUCUAUGGUGGCCUUGGAGGACAUUCCUGAGUUUGUUACGCUGACUAAAAUCACCCCAGAGUAUGUGAUUCAGAGCCUGCUAUACAGACUGAGGCAGUUUGACCAAAGGCUGGAUAAUAAUACAACGCCCAAAGUCCUUGAGGUGACUGAGAGCAUCCUAUCACUUCUGCUAAAGAGACUUGAGGAGGACAAAGAGAGGAUGCAUGGUUCUGAGGUGGUUGAGUCUGUUCUGGAGUGUUGCGUCCGUGUACACAAAAGUGUUUGUCAAAUGGCGCGGCUCGUCUCCUCGUGCAAAAUGGCAGUGUUAUCUUUCCAACUUUUAUUGAAGGUUGCUGAAAUGAUGGACGUGCAGAUUGUGAAGGCUAGUGAGGACGAGGAAAGCACAGACAAACAGGCCAGGCUCACUGUUAAACUUGAACACAUUCAGCAGGAAUUCAGUCAUUGGAGAGACAAACUUCUUCACUUACCAUUGCUGAAAACCAAGCAACUUUCUUAUCCUAAAGAAAUAGAGCUGUGGGAUGCCUUGUUUUGGGUGGAGUGCUCAGUGAAAGGUGUCGCAGAUCGAUGGAGGAGUCGACUGGAGAAGGACCUGAGGAGGAGGAUAUGCCAGAUUCAGGAAAAUGACAGAGUUGCCAUUUGCUGCCUGGAGACAGCUGUCACAGCUAUGGAGAAAAAGCAUGCAACCAUCAAGAUCUGCUUCAAAGACUCGUGCUUAGCAGCGAUCAAGAGCAUUUGCAAUAGUGGGAAAGAGGGAGACCUUGUGAAGCAUCUCCUUUAUUGCUCUACUGCGCUCCCCUCCUGGAUCCUGUCUGCCAUCCUAUUGGAGUCUUCGGCGCGUUACACCGAAAAUCCAAUUGGCCAGCUGUUGGAGCCUCAGUCCGCCAUUUGCCAGAUUCUGUCUCAAGGCAGCCAGACGUGGUCAUUGGAUGAUGAGGCUAGUGCAGUAAUACAGGGAUGCCGGACUGCCUUUGGUGACCUGCUUAAAGACUUGUAUCAGGGUGAUGUUUGCGUUGGCCAUCUGAAAACCACCUUGAAAAAUCGAGACAACUUUAAAAGACUUUAUAGUCAGUCAAGAAGAAUUUCAAAGGAUGAAGUAUUCUCUCUUGAUCCAGAGAAACUGUUACUUCUUCGAGAGAAAGACCUCAAGGCUUUCAAUGAUCAGAAAAUGCACAUGGAUACUCUCAUCAAGAUGAUGGGGAAGGUCUCAGAGGUCAUUGCUGCACCAGAGAUGUCUAUCCUUGAGCACCACCACAGGGCUGACCUGGACUCAAUUGGACUGAAUAAACUGGUGUCGCUUCAACCAUUCGAUUCUGAUGAACAGCGUGACCAGGUGCCAUCCAGGUUGAUUUUAUGGUACAGAACAGAACCUGAGGUUUUACAGAUGGCCAGGGAAAUGUUUGAAGUGCAAGACAGCAGCCUCAUCUUGAGCUACUGGGAAGAUGAAGCAACGUCAGUGGCAUCAUGGGUUUUGAGUGAAAGGCCAGUGGCUGUCACCCUGUCUCACGUCUGUAGCGAAGUCUGGGAUCCUUGUUUGCAGAGUUUCCAUCAGCUUGGUCGGAGGAUUGCCAACUCAUCUGUGACUUUUGAGGAGCUGGAUAGGACUCUGAAGAGGGCAGGAGACGAGGGCAGCGGUGACCAAAUCCAAAAGGAGCUGGUCCUCCUGGAGCGCAUCCUGGUGGAUCACAAAGAUCUGACGGCAGGAUGGGCUGACCAGAGACUUCAGCAGAUACAGCAGUAUCGACAGCUCCAUGAUGCAUCAGAAUCUGCCAAUGUUAUUUUGAAGAUGAGAGAAAGAUUGAGGUUGGCAGGAGACUUUCAGAAAAUCCACUGUCUCACACAGCUGAGAGAAGCGUCAUUCCAACAGAGGACACUGUCAGCACUGAGUGAUGAGCUCAUCAAUGCUAAGCAGUUAUUGUCCAAAGUCACUACCCAGCAUACAGUCAGCCUGAACGCAUUUCUAGACAGUCAUGGUUUGGUUACAUGGGUCAAAGAGAAUCUCAAGAACCUGAGGGAUCUGAAGGUCUUUGUGGACUUGGCUUCAAUUUCUGCUGGAGAGAAUGACACAGAAAUCGACAAAGUGGCCAACUUCCAUGAUGCUGUGAUGGGCUAUAGUCCACUCCUCUACACAAUACGUCCCACAUCAGGAUUUGCGGAAUUCAUGGCUUGUGCCCAACCACUUUGGGACACCCUGAAAAGAGAUGAGAAGCUUCCAGAGAAACUACGAGAUUCCCACCGUUGUCUUGACUGGUUGAAAGGGUUGAAAGAGACUCAUGGAUCGGUGGAACAGUCCUCUCUUUCUCUUGCUUCAGAUAUCAAUAACCAUGGGGUGUACCAGGUGCAGAGGUUUCAGGACCAAAAUGGCAAGGAAUGCCUGCAUAAUAUGCUUUUAAUGAGAGUGAGGAAGGAUACUGGGAGCAAGACAUACAGACUGGAUGAAUUGCUGGAACUACAGAACAAGCUCAUGCUAAUGUCAUCAAAGGGAGACCAUGGGAAGGAGCAAGUCAAUAGGUUCACUCAGGUAUUUGAAGGAGUUCAGAGACUGGCUGGUAUCCUUCUACAGAUCCAGUCUGCCGGCAACAUCCUUUUCCGGGACUUGGAAGCCGUAGUCCAUUGCAGCCAAAAGAAGCAGCCCUGCAUUCGAGUCGAAUUCAGUCUGCUACAAAAGCAUGUUGUCUAUGAAGGAGAGGUCACAGAAAGCCUGCAAGAGCUUAGCCGCUCCAUGGAGGCUUGCUACAAGGAUUGGUGUGGCUUUUUAUCUGAGAUACGGUCACAGUUUCCCACACUGAACCACUUUUCCUCGGAACAGCUGGUCUACUUGAGCAAAUCAAUCCACAACAUCUGUACCAAGCGUGUUUCUGUGCCACAGCAGGUCUGGCAUCUACUGGCCCCCAUUAAAUCAGGCUGUACAUUGAGUGAUGUGAGGAAGGCUUUCAGUAUGGCAACAGUUGUGGAAAGCGCCACUUCAGAGCUUUUAGAUACUGAGGAAAGCAGUGAGGAGGGUAGUAUGGAUCGCAUUGUUGAUAUGUCUGAAGAUGAAGUGGAAUAUAGCAAUGAUGAAUCUGAGCAAGAGGAAUGGACAGAAGACUUUGACUCUCAACCAUCAUUUCAAGCUCAUGAUGAAAUAAUGGACAUGGACACUGUUGAGAGGUUGGAGGACCUUUGGAAAAGUUUCAAAGAGGGCAUGCCAAGAUACCUAACAGAACAAAUAGACCUCAGAACCCUGGCAAAUUUCCUGACUCUCCUCUCUGAGGUGAAUGAACAUCAAGUCAAGCGGAAACUACCUCCUGGUUUUCAGGAAGGCAGGCCUAACCUUCUUCUUUGCCCAGCAACCGAGGUGCUUAGAACUGCCCUGUCUGUUUACAUGGAAAGCCCAGACCAGACCCUUCCGUCCACUGAUGAAGUUCUCAUGUGUCAGGGAGACACCACAGAAGAGCAAGUCGAAAUAUUUCUGCGGCGAUGCCUCACAAAGUGUGCUGUUAGGGAUCGUCAGAAGAUCUACACUCUGAUAAAUCCAGACCUCCUGCCUUAUGAUGUGAGUGUGGCCUUGGGCGAGUACUUUGAGGCCUUUGACAAAACUGCAGGUCCUCACUAUCGUCUGGUGAUGGUCUGCCCCGUGACACACCAGGGUAGAUAUGUUCCAUCUUUUUUCAGCAGCUACAAAGUACAGGUUGGAUUAAGUUCCACAGCUGAUAAAGCAAAAAGGUACAUCCAUCAGCACUUCAGUGUUCCCUCGCAGUCACACCAUCUCCAAGAUGUCUACCCAGCUAACCUAUCUGUUUGGAUCAUAUCAUCAGAACGCCCUGCUGUUGGAAAGUCCCUCUACGUCACCCGUUUGUUUGGGAGAUUCCAGAGUGAAUUUCCUACUGCUCAGUACAUACGGAUCAGUCUUAUAGAGCCACAAGUUAAUGUGAAUGCAUUCCUGAAGACAUUAACUGAGAAACUCAAUCACCUGAGAGAGCAAGACCCUGUUCUUUUGCACAUUGACACUGCUGCUGUAAAGCUUGGACUGGAGGAGUUCUUGUUCCAGUUCCUGAUUCUAGGAUGUUUGAGUGACAGCAGAGGAAAUCUUUGGAGAAGAAAUGCUUUUCAUCUCAUGUCAGUUGAGGUUCUGCAACCACACUCUGUUUUCCAUGAUCAAACACCAAAAAAAGAGACAGGCUUUCUUUGCACAUUGCCCACCAUCCACUGCAGACCACCUAAAGAGGUCAAAGAAUUGGAAUUGAAAAUCAACAACAGACAGAUGCUGAGAAAUUUGGACCCUUUAAUGGAUAACCAGGAGUUUCAAAGCGAAGGGAUUCAAAGGCCAUACCAAUUUCUGAGGAGAUUCAACCAAAACGCAAACUUGGAUCGUUUUAAAUAUGAGAAAGAGUCUGUAGAGGGAAAUCAUGUUGACUGCCUUCACCACCUGCUGGCCAACUGUGGUUUGAAAGACCCAUCCUGGGCUGAGCUGAAGCAUUUCACUUGGUUUCUCAAUUUGCAGCUGAGAGACUGCGAGAGCUCUAUAUUUUGCGAUGCAGACUUUCUUGCAGACCAUUUGCCUGGAUUUAAGACCUUUAUUGUGAAGUUCAUGAUCCGAAUGUCCCAGGAUUUUGCAUCACCAUCCAUGGACAUCUCUGACCAGAGUGCCGCUCUUCUCAGCACUGGUGAAGAUCACCUUCUGUCUAGUCUGACCAUACGCAAACGAUGGGAGACUGAGCCUCACCCUUACAUCUUCUUCAAUGCUGAUCAUAUGUCUAUGACUUUCCUGGGAUUUCAUGUGGAGCAAAACCCCAGGAACAACCGCCUCAAUGCAAUCGACCCAGUGACCAAAAGCGUAUUGGUGGGAGAUGUGAUGUCUCCAGAGCUGUUUGUAGGUCUAGAGCGACAGCGGAUCUCUCUGCGAGAGGAUUUUGAUCUCUUGCCUCGAGAGGACAAAAUCCAGCGAAUUUCCUAUGUUGUGGGUGCAAAAAUGGGUUGGGUUAGAGGCAGAUUCGAUCCAGACCCAUCCUACGAGCUCACUGCUGAUAAUGUGAAGAAGAUGUUGGCCAUCCACAUGAGAUUCCGCUGUGGAAUUCCUGUGAUCAUCAUGGGGGAGACUGGCUGUGGCAAGACGAGACUAGUUCGCUUCCUGUGUGAUCUUCAGAGAGAAGGCAGAGAUGUCAAAAAUAUGAAACUUGUCAAAGUUCACGGAGGUACCACAGCAGAGACCAUCUACAGAAAGGUGCAAGAGGCUGAAAUAUUGGCCGAAGAAAAUCAAACAAAUCACGAGAUAGACACUGUUUUGUUUUUUGACGAGGCCAACACAACCGAAGCCAUCUUUGCCAUCAAAGAAGUGCUCUGUGACAAGACAGUGGAAGGAGUCCCUUUGAGAGCCAACUCUGGCUUGAAAAUCAUAGCUGCAUGCAAUCCCUACAGAAGACAUUCCCCAGAUAUGGUGACACGUUUGGAGCGUGCUGGCUUAGGAUACAGAGUAAAGGCAGGGGAAACUGAGGACCGACUUGGCCAAGUCCCUCUGCGGCAGCUGGUUUACAGGGUUCACCCCUUACCUCCAAGCUUGAUACCCCUAGUAUGGGAUUUUGGGCAGCUGAGCAACUCGGCUGAGCUUUCUUACAUCAUUCAAAUAGUUCGGAAGCAAUCCCAAGACAACAGUUUGCCACUGACGUGUCAGGAAGUUAUUUCUGGGGUGUUGGCAAUCUCUCAAAGAUACAUGCGCAGUCGAGAAAAUGAGUGCAGUUUUGUCAGUUUGAGGGAUGUAGAGAGGUCAAUGAGAGUGCUGGUCUGGUUUUACGAUCACAAGGAUCAACUUUUUCAUGACUCUGACGAAAGGAACGCUGUCCUGAUGACUCUGAAAUGCCUUGCACUUGCAGUGGGAGUUUGUUAUUACCCAUCGCUAGAGUCAAAAGAGGAGUAUCUGACCGCUGUCAGCCAAUACUUUCCAGAACCACUCAACACCAAAAUUGCCCUUGAGCGAGAAAUCCUCUCAUGUCAGGACUUGUUUCUCAGUGAGAUUAAGCCAAGAGAAACAAUAGCCAAAAACAUGGCUCUGAAAGAAAACGUCUUUCUCAUGGUAGUCUGCAUCGAAUUAAGAAUUCCACUUUUCCUGGUUGGCAAACCAGGAAGUUCAAAAUCUCUUGCCAAAACUGUUGUUGCUGAUGCCAUGCAGGGCCAGAAUUCAGGCGGUGAGUUCUUUAAGCAACUCAAGGAGGUUCACAUGGUCUCCUUUCAGUGCAGUCCCCACUCAAGCCCUGAGGGGAUCAUUGGAACAUUCCGGAAUUGUGCCCGUUUCCAGAAGGAAAAGGACAUGGAUGAGUAUGUAUCAGUGGUGGUGCUGGAUGAGAUUGGCCUGGCAGAAGACUCUCCACAGAUGCCCCUCAAGACUCUGCAUCCUCUUUUGGAGGACGGCUGCAUUGACAGCGAUGAGUCAGACCCACACAUGAAGGUGGGAUUUGUUGGGAUCUCAAACUGGGCCCUGGAUCCAGCAAAAAUGAACAGGGGGAUUUUUGUGUCCCGUUGGGACCCAAGUGAGAAUGAGCUGGUGGAGACAGCACAAGGAAUUUGCUCAUCCUCUAAACCCAUUUUGCUGAAAAUCAAGCACCUCUUCCCACAAUUAGCGAAGGUAUUUUUGAACAUUUGCUCCAAUAACCAGUUCUUUGGACUCAGAGACUACUACAGCCUGGUGAAGAUGAUUUUUGCUAUGGUGAAAAAAUCGGAGAAGGAACCCAGUGACAGUGAAUUGGCAGAGGCCAUCUUGCGCAACUUCAGUGGACAGUGUGGGGAUUUUGAUCCCCUCUCUUGCUUUAAGGAUAUCUUCCAAAACUUCAAAGAAAUUCCUUGCCCUACAACAUUAGCUAUGGUUGAACAGAAUCUUGAUUGCCACAACAACGAAAGUCGAUAUCUUCUUUUGCUCACAACCAACAAUGCUGCCCUUCACAUUCUGGAGCAGCACAUCUUUUCCAAGGGCAGGUAUCCAGCUCCUGAAAUUAUCUUUGGAUCAGGAUUCCCCAAAGACCAGGAGUACUCUCAGAUCUGUCGCAAUGUCAAUCGAGUGAAGACGUGCAUGGAGACUGGCCGCACAGUCAUUCUUCUUAACCUCCAGAAUCUCUACGAGAGUCUGUAUGAUGCGUUAAACCAGUACUAUGUGUAUCUGAGUGGACAGCAGUAUGUGGACCUGGGACUUGGGUCACACAGAGUGAAAUGUCGAGUUCACAAGGCUUUCAGACUUGUGGUGGUGGAAGACCAGGAGAAAGUUUACAAACAGUUCCCAGUGCCUCUUAUUAACAGACUGGAAAAGCACAGGGUGAACAGGAGUACCGACCUCACACCUUGGCAGCUCCAACUCCUGGAAAAGCUCAAGGGAUGGGUCAGGGAAUUUUGCCAGAACUCAAAAGUGCCAAAAGUGGAGUUCAAGCCAUCAGAGGUCUUUGUGGGUUUCCAUAGUGAUGCUUGUGCCAGUGCUCUCCUGCAGGCAUUGGAGAAGAGAGACAAGGUGAGGUGUGAGAUGGCUCAAAAUGGUGAAGAUGUCAAAGAUAGUGUGCCAAAAGAGCCAGUCAUUGAGGACCAGGCAGCAGCUGACAUACAGAGAGAUGGAAGUGAACUUAUGGAAGCUGUUGGUGAUGCUGAACGUGAGGCCCUUGACAGCAUUGACCAGUCAGAUGAAGUGAUGCAGAGUCUUCCAGGUCAAGAAGACAUUUUCCCAAGAGGGUUUCAAGGCCAAGAACAAGAAGAAACUCAUUCAAGAAUGGCUGUAGAUGAAAAACAUGUUUCUGAAGAAGAAGAAUUGCCAGGUUCUUCUCUAAAGAGAGAAAGGGAUGAAACUGAGCAAAUGGAUUUAGAUACAUAUGUGAUUGAGGAGGAACGUUCUGGAAUGACAGAUGACAAAAUGGAGGAAGAAGUCUUUGACAUUGCUAAGACUUUCCUGUUGAACUCUGCUACACCUGACUCUGUGCUGAGACUAAAAUAUUCAUACUUGGGGAAUCAGGAGAAAGAGGAACUUCAGCAAAUGUACUUCCACCAACAGCACCAUCGCUCCUUGAGAGAUUUCAUUAACAACCAUCUGAACCAGUCUAAAGGCCACUGCAGAUUUGUAGAGAUAACUACAUUCUCCAGUUUGCUCACCAAAGCUGAUGUGCGCACCAUAGCCCAGGCUCUGGGCCUAACCACCGAAAGACUGCUUCUACUCUCCCUUCAUCAGUUUGACACAGAAACCUCUUUCUGCAGCAAAAUUCGACUCUUUCUACAUAAUGCUGGUCGGUCUCUCCAUAUCUUACUGGUUCAGAUGGACACGGAAGAAUCCAAGCACAGUGAGGAACUUAUAGCAUCAGCAAAGUACUGCACCAUGAAUGAAAUGAUCUCCGUAGGGUCAGACGAGUCCUUUUGUUUUGUGAUCUUCAUCACUAAACUCUCUAGAAUGACAGGUGGUCCUCAAUACAUCGGCUUUCAAGGUGGUGUGUGGCGUUCCAUGCACAUUGAUGAUCUCAGAGAUACUGAAGACAUGAGUUUAGACCUUUCUGCUUUCUGUGGAGCCUCAAUGAGCGAGCUGAUGUCUCAAUCACUUCCCAACCCAGAUGCCAUGACCACAGAAGACAGUUCUGUUACUUCAAUGGGGAUCAAAGAUGGAGAAUUUGCACAUCUGGAUAGUUUGUCCCUUGUGAGAUCCUGUAUUCAGAAGGCUGUGUCACUGCUGAAAGACCCCCAGAGCCCCAGGAGUAUGGAACGUGUAGGCAUAGUUAUAGGCCUUCUGGGAGAAUCCCAUGGAAAAUCCAGUGCAGCACGUUUUCAGAAGGUGUUAAUGAGGAGACUCAUAGACACCUUGGCACAAAGGGAAGAAGUCAUACCUAAUCCUAAAGACUGGGUGAACAUGGAGGCCAACAAGCGCCAAGCUUUGCAGGAGAGUGGCACUCUAAGACAUACACUUUGGCGAUGUCUGCAGUCAACACUUACCCCAGUUUUGGCGCGUAUCCUUGAGGUCCUUGACAGAAACGCUAACCUGGACCUAGCUUACUGUGCCGGCCUCAGUGAGGGCUUGAUUGAUUUUUGGUUGGACAUCCUCGAUGACAAGCAAAUACUGGACCUAACCUUUUCUCAGACAUCGAGUGUAUCAGAAGAGGAGAUUACUGUGCAGAGUAAUAUGAUGUUGGGUCGUCAAGAGCGACCAUGUGGAGCUCCAUUCAGCUGGCUCAUCAGGUCAUACUACCAGGAACUGUGGGAGGAAUCUGAAUUUGUUCCUGGCGACCAUCAGGACAGCAGUCAAAGGAUUCAACAGUUUGUCACCUCAGCGUCCAACAGCAAGUUGGGUGACUACCUGGGGAAGCUCUCAGAGCAAGAUCGUCAUGAAUUUGGCCUGCGCUAUUUGCGUGACUUUGUGCUGUUGUCUUUCAAAGUUCAGUCGGAGGAGGAACUUGCGGUUCUGACCAAAGCAGAGCUGGGCUGCGUCUUUGCUCUGCAGCAAUCCAUGUCCGUCACCUCCGAACUCUCUCCUGCCUGGGUUCUUGCCUCAAACAGACAUUACGCAUCUCGGUUGGAGACUCUAUUUCACAUCCUGCAGCUGCAGCCCCAUCUAGCAGCUGAGAUUAUAAAUAAGGACUCACAAAGGGAGGCCACUGAAAUGAGAGAAGACAUUUGGGCACUUGGAAUGUGCGUGGAAGAGACCAAGCUUCAGGCAGUGACCUCUUUGCAAGAGUGCCAGGAGUUCCUGCAGAGAGUGCAGGUUUUGAAGCCUUGUGUGGAGAGGGCAUUUGGGCAAAACUACAGCGCCAUCUGCAGCCCUGGAUGCCUCCAACACUUGAAUGACAUUCGGUCUGUGUGGUGUGGAAUGCUUGUAGUUGCUGCCUUUAUUGAGCAGGUGGUCCUAGAAGUCAAAAACAACGAUGAGAGAGUGGAGGCCCUGGCACUCAAACACUGCAGCCUGAUGCAUAAGUUGAUGAAGGAGUCUCUUGAUCUGCAGAGCAAAGACGCCCUGCAGCAGCUUAUCCGUAUUCUGAACUCCUACCACGAGGAGUCCAUCAGCAGAGACUUAAGGUUUGGGUUGCCGUGUCCAGUUUGCCUGUGCGCUCUCACAGAGCCGUGUGUUCUGCCCUGCGAGCACGUCUUCUGCCUCUCGUGCCUCCAGAGAAGCAUUCAGGGGGGUGGAGACAAGCGCUGCCCCAAGUGCAGGGUGGAACUGCCAUCGGACUUCAAGCCAACUGUCUCUCAGAGUAUCAAGAGAUCACUGGAGCAGCAUAGCCUCAUGAGGCGGUGCUGUAACUCCUUCUUCCUGGAGGUGGUGUCUCGCUUCUGCUUGUGUGAGGGGGGGAGGCCCACGGAGGAGGCGGUGGAGCUGCUCUUCUCACUCCUCAUCUCUGCACAAGGUGAUGUGUAUAAGACACGAGAGCUCACACCUUUCCUGGAGUGUGUUGACCAGAGCCCAGUCGUUCGCUCCGUACUCCCCAAACUCCUGCUGCAGUACAGCUUCCAACAGGUAAAGGGUCACAUCCAGAGUUACCUACGGAACCUGGAGGAGCACCUGAUGGAUGCAGAGGACCGCACUGAGCUCUACCUGCUGUUUGUCAACUGUUUCCAAGAUGCCCUGCGCUGCUCAGCUGGACCAUUAGAGGACGGGGAGGGGCAGCAGAGGUCUCUGCAGGAGGAUGCUGCCUUCCUCAGCCGCCUGGCCCGCAGGCAGAUACCCAACAGGCAGCAGGACCCAGCGGAAUUCCUCCUUUCCUUGGCCCGACUGAGACUCUGCAUGGCCACCGCUGGCAGGCUGUUACAGAGUGUUUUGGGGCAACCACAGGGUGUGCUUGGAGAGUUGGAGCAGAAGUACCUGGAGCAGGUGAAGGCGGUGUGUGAGUACAGUGGGAACGGCUGGUACCGCGUGUACCUGCUGCGGACGCUGAACAGGCUGGCUGGCAUGGACGGACUUCUGGUCCUGAUGAACAGCACCCUCUGGGCCUGGGCCUUCCCUCCAGACGUCGUCCGACUGCAGAGGCUGAUUCCAGCAGAUGUGGAUAGGUACUUGUGCUGUGGACAGUCUUACCGGACGCUCAGAAACGGUGUUGGACAGGCACUGCUGGACACAAGGACAGAUGCCCUGAAAGCUGUCCUCCAGGCUGCAGGAGGCUCCAGAGCAGCUGGCCUGGUGCUUCUCCCUCUGGCCGUAUUCAGACAGGUCACCUGCCGCCUGGUAUCCCCAGACCCCAACCUCCAUCCAAGACCACAGGAGAUCAGGGCCUUAGAGGACUUCCUAAAAGCUAACGUAUCUGGUAACCUGGGACGCUUCUGCACUGCUCUGUUAUCCAAUCGGAUUGGAGGUCCAGGCUCUCCCCUGGGGCUGGUGAAAGGGAUGUCUGCUCAGCGGCGCACCCUGCUGGAGCUGCUGGUCCACGCAGGCAGCGUUCUCCACAGUGGGAACCGUCUGCUCUCUCAGCUCCAGCUCAUUGCUUCACAGCCUCAGAACAUGACGCAUGCAUUUUUGCCAACCAUGCCAGAUGACUACAGCAGUGAAGCACAACAGUGGAUAUUGAGUGGGAAGGAACGUAAUAACCCGAAGAUGUACCGAUGUGCCAAUGGCCAUAUCUGCUUUGUUGGAGAGUGUGGAAGACCUCUGGUUGUAUCCAAAUGUGCCGAGUGUGGCAUUCAGAUUGGUGGCCUGCAACACAACCCUGUGGAUGGAUUCUCCCUCGUCACCGGAGGAGUGACAGAUCAGACCCGACCCGGGCACAUCCUGGGAGAGGCCAGGCAGAGGUCGGAGGCCCCCAACAGGCAGAUGACUUCAGUCCAGUCCUGCCUGCUCAGGCUCCUCACCCAUCUGGCCAUGCUGCUGGGCGCCGCUCAAGAUCCGCAGGGAGUUGGUGCAAUGAUACAACCCCGAGUCCACAAUGUCAUGGAGUUUCUGUAUAAACACCUGGAGAAGGACAUGGAGGUUCUGGGUCGAACUCUUGACCUGAACUUAGAUGACGCUGCCAUCACUAUUCACCUGAUUCUAGAUGCCUCUGCCAGAGAUACUCACCAGCAGAGGGCAGACCUGGCCUCCAAACAGGGUCGAGAGCAAUGGGAGAGAAAUGUUCGUGAUUCUCUCAUCAGUCCUACAAUUCAGAAUCUGAAAAGGAAUCUGAUACAGGCUCAGAAGGACAUCAGCGCAGACGACAGAUUGGCUGGCAGCCCCCUCAUGAGGCUCCUCCACUCUGACCCUCGGCCAAUGCUGACCCUGCCCUCUGACUGCCCUACCCACCACUCCUCCUUCUGGAACAUUCCAGAGCGCCUGAGUGUGGAGCGCCUCACGCAGGUGGUGGAACAGAGCCGUGACCGAGCCUCAGUGCCGCUGCUCUCCCUCUUCCUCAAGAAGGUGCCCUGUGUGAGGCAGCUGGGCCGGCUGCUGGAGCUGGUGGCCCUGCAGGUGGACCUCCUCAGGGUCUUCCCCACCGAGACAGAGCUGUCCUCCCAGACCAUCUCUGAGGUGCUGCAGCACAUCCGCAAAGGCCAUCAGAAGACGGCGCUUUCAAGGGUCAAGACUUUCAUCAAUGUCUGGAACAGCCUGAGGAUGGAGCUGGCCAGAGACUCUGAGAGAGGUGUGCCACAGGAUCUGUGUGAAAAGGCCCUGUCGAUGGAGAGCUCGGGGGCGUACCUGUCUCCUAGUCGCCAUGGGCCAGGCUCCUGUCUCCGAGUGCUCAUCGACUUCCUGUCUGACGCUCACAACAGUCUGGUCAGGGAGGCCCGGGGGCUGAAUCAGGAGAACAGUGAAUACAGCAUCACUGUGGAGGGGCUGUCAGAGACCCAGCUCGCCCUGUGUCACCCGGAGCGUGAGCUGCUGCCCCUAGUGUUGGCCCACUGUCAUUACACCCUGGUGAAGGGGAGAGAGACGAACACGAGCUACAACCUGCUGGCCAUCCAGAGAGACCUCUGCCGCCGAUUCCUGGCAGGAAAACCUCUCAUCCAAGUGGACACUUCAAAGUACCUGAACCGCCACCAGCAGGAUUUCUCUGUUGUCCUUGCUGAUGUCAGCCGUAAAAUACCCCAGGAACCUCUAAAGGGCUCUGUGCUUGGAGACAUGAAGGUAUUGCUGCGGUCUUUCACUGACGUCUGCGAUGCUGUGUUCGCUGUGGAGAUUGGCCUGCGUUUCCUGGGAAAGACCGGUGGCAAAGGGGACACUCUACUGGUCCCGUACCUCAGGGACUCACUUGGAAUGGACCAACAGAUCUCCAGCAACAUGGCCAAGGCGCUGGGGGAGAACAGCCUGCAGCACUGUGUGGCCACCUGGCAGUUCCUUACCUGCUGGAAAUCAGAGCUGAUGCUGAGGAGAGGACAGGACCCCUUCCAAAGCCUCUCCCCGGAGUUCCGGGAAAAACUGUUAGAAAAGGACAGGAGUGGAGUGAGGAGGUUCUUGGGCCUGACUGAUGUCUGCUUCUUUACCCGGGAAAUACAUGAGAUUCUCCUUCUGAAGACCAACACUGAGAGUCCAGAAUCUUAUGCGGCUCACUGGGACAUCAGAUCCACCCUGGAGACCCAUCUGGAGCAGAAGGCCAUGUCACCCCCACCCGAACUCGAUGCUCUACCAGAGGAAUUAACUCUGGCCAAGGCAGCAGAGAUCUGGAAGAUUGCAGUGGCAUUCAAAACAUGACCAUUUGCGGCUAUGUGUGGCUGAUCCAUCGGGCACAAACCAGACUUAAGUUAUCAAUUCUUAGGACUAGUUAUUAGUUAUUUUUCUUGUUUAUACAUUUGUUUCCUAAUUCUGUUUUAAAAAGCAGGUACUUUUGUUGUUAAAGUCUGUUUACCUUUUAUUUUAAUUUAAAUUGAAUGUGCAUUCAAUAUACAGCACAUACAUUAACAGCAGGCUUACAUAAAUGAAAAACACACACUUAGGGGAUGACAGUUUUAUUUCUUGCACUUAUUUCUUUUUUAUGCCUUAGGUAGCCCUUCGGAUGGUAGGCCUACCUAGUACAUUUCUGAGUUGUAAAUAUUAAGUUUUGUACAUAUAAAUUCUGGAUAUGCUGGGUUUUAGAUAAUACUUUAUAAUGGUAAAUAUUCUAUUUCUGGCUUGUAAUAGAAGAUACAUUAAUUUUCAAUAAUAUCUAAACAACUUGUUUCGGUGCCUUAUUCCUUCUUCAUGCAAAUUCAUCUUGAUUGACGGGGAACUUUGAGGUAACAAAGUUAAUUUGUCAUUGCUUAAUUUUGACCAGGCCAACUUGAAGGUCUCAUUGUGUCAAUAAAGUGUUCCCUUAUAACUCUGUUUGAAUAUUUCCUUGUCAGUGUCCCUUUAGUUUUGUCUUAAGAAUUUUCAUACAACUUAUAGGUAGCAUAAUGACUUGCUUUCUGUCUUGACUGAAUUCAUUCUUGUAUACGUGAGCAUAGGCAGUGAAUUUAUAUGAAUACAAUAAAAUACAAUUGUUUUGUCAUGAA
Clupea harengus (Atlantic herring) is the source of this 14779-nucleotide messenger RNA. It is a transcript of the gene rnf213b, whose product is annotated as ring finger protein 213b. Gene Ontology annotation, molecular function: ubiquitin-protein transferase activity; ATP hydrolysis activity. The record is from RefSeq and is a predicted model, not a curated record. Gene Ontology annotation, cellular component: cytosol; membrane; nucleolus. Gene Ontology annotation, biological process: ubiquitin-dependent protein catabolic process; negative regulation of non-canonical Wnt signaling pathway; sprouting angiogenesis. Lineage: Eukaryota; Metazoa; Chordata; Actinopteri; Clupeiformes; Clupeidae.